AUGGCGGCGCGCGUACCGCUGUCCAUGAAGAUGUCACCGUCGUCUUGGAAGGGCUUUCGGCUGCUUUUAACGGAACAGCUUCCCUCCAGGAGGCUCCAGAAGUCUUGGGCAGAGAUCUGCAGGCGAGGUUUCUCGGCAGCAGCGGGACAGGCGGAGCAGCAGGAGAGCUUCUGCGGGCCUCUGGACCACUACGGCGGGCUGAUCCGAGCCGGGAGCCUGCGGGAGGACGAGCAUCAGAGAGCCGUGCUGCAGCAGCUGGACCGGCUGCACCGAGCCCUGAGAGGAUACAGCAACACGCACACAUCCAUCUUCUCCAGGUUUUUCAGUUCACCAAAGGCCCCCAGAGGAUACUACAUCUACGGUGAUGUCGGCACGGGCAAAACUAUGGUGAUGGACAUGUUUUAUUCUUAUGUGGAGAUGGAAAAGAAAAAGAGGGUUCACUUCCAUGGCUUUAUGUUGGAUGUGCAUAAAAGGAUCCAUCGGCUGAAACAGAGCCUGCCCAAAAGGAAGGCGGGAAAAAUGGCCAAAUCGUACGACCCAAUUGCUCCGGUUGCUGAGGAGAUCAGCGAGGAGGCCUCUCUGCUGUGCUUUGACGAGUUUCAGGUGACUGACAUCGCCGACGCCAUGAUUCUAAAACAGCUUUUUGAGAAUCUCUUUCUAAACGGCGUCGUUGUCGUGGCGACUUCAAAUCGUCCCCCUGAAGACUUGUAUAAAAACGGACUGCAGAGAGUCAACUUUGUGCCUUUUAUUGCAGUGCUGCAGAAAUAUUGCCAAACUCUUCGGCUCGACUCGGGGAUUGACUACCGGAAAAGAAAUCGACCCUCUGCUGGAAAAAUCUACUUCCUCUCCAGUGAUCCUGAAGCAGAAGCAACACUAGAUACGAUGUUUGACCAGUUGGCUUUUAAACAAAAUGACAUAACGCGACCAAGAGUUUUAAAUGUUCACAACCGCAAAGUCCGGCUGAGCAAAGCGUGUGGGACCGUCGCAGAUUGUACGUUUGAGGAGCUGUGUGACCGACCUUUAGGCGCCAGCGAUUACCUGGAAAUUUCCCGUCUGUUUGACACGGUCUUCAUCCGACACAUUCCUCUGCUGACGCUGAACAAGAAAUCCCAAGCCAGGCGGCUCAUCACGCUCGUGGACGCCCUCUACGAGCACAAGGUGCGUGUGGUGAUUCUUGCAGAUCACCCGUUGGAGGAUAUUUUUGUACACGACGUGGAUCACAGUCACGAUGAGAGCCACAUUCUGAUGGAUGACCUGGGGCUGAAACGGGAAGAGGCCAGCAGCCUGUCCAUCUUCAGCGGCGAGGAAGAGAAGUUUGCCUUCCAGAGGACAGUUUCCCGCCUCACAGAGAUGCAGACAGAAGAAUACUGGCUGGACGGGGACAGAAGCUUAAAACAAGUGUAGCACUUUCAAAGACACUACUCCGUAAAGUCAAGCUGCCAAACGGAUGCUGCAAACUCUGCACAUCGCCGACGGGACUGUUUAAUAAUGAGUGCACGCG
This is a messenger RNA of Nematolebias whitei (Rio pearlfish), 1501 nucleotides long. It is a transcript of the gene afg1la, whose product is annotated as AFG1 like ATPase a. Lineage: Eukaryota; Metazoa; Chordata; Actinopteri; Cyprinodontiformes; Rivulidae. The coding region runs from base 1 to 1404 and encodes 467 amino acids. Gene Ontology annotation, cellular component: cytoplasm; mitochondrion. The record is from RefSeq and is a predicted model, not a curated record. Gene Ontology annotation, molecular function: ATP hydrolysis activity; ATP binding. The transcript is spliced from 13 exons.